AUGGCCCCGCAGCUUCAGACCCAGAGCUGCAACGUGAAGCUCUCUGUCUACGGAGCUGCCAGGUCUGAAGUGGACUUAUUUCAAGUGGUGUACUUACAGCUCCGUCGCAGAGCCAUGACCGAAUGGACUCUGCUGAAGCGGCUGCUUGAUGCCGUGCACCAGCACUCCACCAUGGUGGGCAGGAUCUGGCUCACCGUCAUGGUCAUCUUCCGGCUGCUCGUCGUGGCUGUGGCCACGGAGGAUGUCUACGCUGACGAGCAAGAGAUGUUCGUCUGCAACACGGUGCAGCCGGGCUGCUCCAACGUGUGUUACGAUGCCUUCGCGCCCAUCUCGCAGCCCAGGUUCUGGGUUUUUCAGAUCAUCACCGUGUCCACGCCGUCCUUGUGCUUCAUCAUCUACACCUGGCAUAGCCUCUCGAAACGGCAAGCAGGGGAACGUACCAAAGAAGUAAGCGAGGCCUGCGACAGGAGCUGUAGUUCCGACAGCUGUUCCAUCAAGUCUCAUCGGCACCUCGGACAGAGUCUGGCGGACACACUGGAGGGCAUUGUUGCAGCAAACACCCAGAAGAGCCCAGGGGUCUCCAUCGCUCAGUCCACGGCCUGCUCAGAGGGCAACGGGCCUUCAGGGGUCCUAUCCAAAUACUACGUGUUCCACGUGUGCUUUCGAGCUGCCCUGGAGAUGGGCUUCGUAUUUGCUCAGUGGCUGCUGUUCGGAUUCCAGGUACCCUCUUGCUUUGUCUGCACAUCAUCUCCCUGCUCCCAGCCCGUGGACUGCUAUGCCUCACGGCCCACAGAGAAGACGGUGUUCCUCAUUUUCAUGUUUUCUGUUGGGGUCUUCUGUAUUUUCUUGAACUUCUUGGAGCUCAACCACCUGGGCUGGAAAAGACUGAAGAGCUCCUGGCGUGCUCCAGAGAACUGGAGAGGCUACGAAGCCAUCGUCCAGGACAACCACUCUGUGGCCUCCCUCACGUUCAAGGAUGUCACCAGCACUGCCUCUCUACCAACACUGGAUCUGGUGGAGAAACACAAGACAGCCUGGUCCUGCAGAGGACACUGUUCUGCACUAAAGGUUGAGGCGGACGCUGCAGGUCAAAGUGAAGACAAUCUGAAAGGUGCGCAAUCACUCAAGAAUAAGUCCAGCAAAGGCAGGAGCUCUAAGUCAAAGGGAACUGAAAUCUGGAUAUAA
Molecule: messenger RNA, 1185 nt
Organism: Scleropages formosus (Asian bonytongue)
Lineage: Eukaryota; Metazoa; Chordata; Actinopteri; Osteoglossiformes; Osteoglossidae
Gene: gjd6
Product: gap junction protein delta 6
Exons: 1
Coding region: 1-1185 (394 amino acids)
Biological process (GO): cell-cell signaling
Cellular component (GO): connexin complex
Molecular function (GO): gap junction channel activity
Source: RefSeq, a predicted model, not a curated record